Manihot esculenta (cassava) is the source of this 1047-nucleotide messenger RNA. Its product is annotated as fibroin heavy chain. The record is from RefSeq and is a predicted model, not a curated record. NCBI's taxonomy places the organism in Eukaryota, Viridiplantae, Streptophyta, Magnoliopsida, Malpighiales, Euphorbiaceae. The transcript is spliced from 2 exons. The coding region runs from base 213 to 626 and encodes 137 amino acids.
AGUGCUUAAUUAAAUAUUAUUUUAUUCAUUUUUCUUCAUUGUAACUCUACCGAUCCAGUGAUAUGUGGUCGGAUCCGGGCCCAUGGUCGAGAUUCCAAUAAUUCAGACCCGAAUUGAAAUUAUUCGCUGCUGCUUCAAUAUCUUGCUCUUGUCUACUUGACACAGGCACAGCGAUUAAUGAAUAAUCUUAUCCUUUUCCUCAUCUUGCAUCCAUGAAGACCAAAUCUAAACACGGUAACACGGAGGAUUCAACCCUCAUUUGGAACUGGAAAGCGAACGACUUCACUAACAAGAAGAAGAACCGUGGAAAGCAAUUUCCUGUAACUGAAUUCCUCCAAGAUAACUACCGGAAGAUGGAGGAAACAGUGUUAGGUCCCGGAGUUGGUACAGGGAUUGGAUGUGGCGUUGGGGCGGGCUUCGGUUUGGUUGGUGGUAUCGGUUAUGGUGGCUGGCCGUGGAACCAUCUCAAGCUGGUGUUUGGGGUGGGCAUGGGCUGCGGUAUUGGAAUCGGGUUCGGGUAUGGGCGUGGACUUGGCUAUGGUCGUAGCUGGGAUUCCUUGCGUUCUCAAUUGGAUAAGAGGAAGUCAGCUUCUGGCAACAAAGGAACUUGGCGAGGAUUUCAAUAGCAUCAUUCUUUGAAGAAGUAUUCUUUUUGAGGAAGAACACCAGACAUCGUAGGGUACUGCAAAAGAGGCGGCAUUGGUUACAUAAGCGAAGGAAAGUAGCUCAACCAGGGAGUAACAUUGUUCAACAUCUCCCAAGAGCAUAGGUAUAUAAUCUAUUCAGUUUAGGAAAUUGAGAAUCAUUACUUAGUGCGGCUUCAGAUGAUCAGAUUGAAUUUGGUGUUAGUCAACGUUGUUAGCGGCUAGCUCCCCUAAAAAUAUGGAUUGAAUGGAAGACUCUUAACAGUGGCUGGGCAGUUGAAUAGAUUGUUGCCCGGUUGAAUGUUCAUUGCCAUUGUUCCUAUGUUUGUAGGCCUGCAAAUUUAUCACCAAUGCAUUGAGUUUUUGAAAUGAUUCCAUUUUGACUUGGAUUUGUUUGCUUCAC